Molecule: messenger RNA, 1861 nt
Organism: Paraphaeosphaeria sporulosa
Lineage: Eukaryota; Fungi; Ascomycota; Dothideomycetes; Pleosporales; Didymosphaeriaceae
Product: MFS general substrate transporter
Exons: 5
Coding region: 398-1861 (487 amino acids)
Biological process (GO): transmembrane transport
Cellular component (GO): membrane
Molecular function (GO): transmembrane transporter activity
Source: RefSeq, a predicted model, not a curated record
AAACUUAGAUAUGAACAUCGUACAUCGUCACCCAAGGCUUCCGCUUUGUUGGGAACAAAUCCACCCAUUACCCCGCAAGAAAACCCCAGAAACCGUCGAAUCUCCCCUCUAAUGAACCAUCCGAUUGUGCUACGAGCCCACACCAUCCCCAGAGCAUGCGUUGCGAGCCGCACUUUGAAUCUCCGCCCGCAACCUCACCAUCUUGGCAUUCACCGCCAAGCUGAACCCCAUGAGACCCCAUGGGGUGAAAGUUUGGGUUGGAGCCCCUAUAAAAGUCGCGAGGUGUUUCAUAGAUCCAGCGUUGUGGUUCAGAGCAUCCUGGACUGAGCACUGUCUUGCCUUGUCCUUGCCAUUGACGCUGUCAAUCUCAUCAUAUCUCUUCUUUUGAGUGCUCACAAUGCCUCCCCACGCCACACUCAAAGAGAUCGAGAGCGAGAAGCCCGCCGGGAUUCUACUCGAGGAUGCGCCUGUCGAUGAGAAGCAGGUCGAGACUGGCGGCGACUACUCCGGUGCUGUGAAGAAGACCAGCCCCGAGGAAAUCAAGCUUGUGCGCAAGUUGGACAUUCGAAUCAUGACUAUCCUCUGGGCGAUGUAUUUCCUUAAUUACCUCGAUCGCAACGCCAUCACCCAAGCACGUCUUGACAACCUCGAGGACGACUUGGGCUUGGUGGGCAGCCAGUAUAACACCGCUAUCAGUAUCCUGUUCGUUGGGUAUCUGCUGAUGCAGGUCCCGUCGAACAUGCUCAUGUCCUCGCAAAAGGUCAGGCCCUCGAUCUUCAUGUGCGCGUGCAUGAUGGCCUGGGCUGUGGUUUCGGCUUGCACGGCGCUGACGCACAACUACACGGGGCUGGUGCUUGUGCGCUUCUUCUUGGGUGUGGCAGAGGCACCGUACUAUCCUGGAGCUAUCUACCUGCUCUCGCUCUUUUACACUCGCAAGGAGAUUGCAACACGACUAAGUAUCCUGUAUUCGGGCAACAUCUUUGCUACCUCGUUCUCUGGUUUAAUCGCCGAAGCGACGUUCGCCUCGCUGGGCGGCGUUCAUGGCAUUGCAGGGUGGAAAUGGCUUUUCAUCAUUGAGGGUAUCGUAACAUUCGCCAUUGCCAUUGUUGGCAUGUGGAUGCUUCCCGACUUCCCCCUGACCACCCGCUGGCUCACGCCCGAAGAGAGGCAACUGGCGCACGACCGCAUAGUCCGCGACACAGUGGGCAUCGAAGCCUCCAAAGGCGCACGCGCCGGAUUCGCACAAGCCAUCCGCGAUCCCCGUUUAUAUCUCUUCUGUUUCAUGCAGAACAUGCACCUCUCAGCCUGCAGCUUCAAUAACUUCUUCCCCACUGUUGUGGGCAGUCUCGGCUUUGAUCGCACAAUCACGCUCGUGCUUACUUGCCCACCAUACCUGGUGUCUGGCCUUUUCGGCAUUGUCAUUGGCUUGACUUCGGGUAGGUUCAACGAGAGGACCUGGCAUAUCACUGUAUGCAUGGGUGCUGCGUUGGUUGGCUUCGUUAUCUCAUGCGUUACGAUGAACGUUGCAGCGAGAUAUGUUUCCUGCUUCUUAUUCGCUUCGGGUGCGUACGCGGUUAACUCGGUCAUUCUCGGCUGGGUGUCGGCGACGCUGGGACAGACGGCGGAGAAGAAGGCUGUAUCAUUGUCGAUCGUCAAUGUGGUUGCAAACGCGAGUUACAUCUACACAGCAUACCUCUAUCCCAAAAGCGAUGGACCGAAAUACUUGACUGCGAUGGCGAGCAACGCUGCGUUUGCCUUCAUGACGAUCGCUUGCGCUUGGGCGAUGAGAGUCUGGCUCCAAAUGACGAACAGAAAGUUGAGGCAGGAAAGACCGGAAGAGCACGUGUAUUACGCAUACUAA